CAACAAUCUCUAUUGAAAUCCAGCAACGAAAAUGGGGUUUCUGAAGGAUAACGGCGUCGUUUACAAACCUGUCAAUGAAAUCGAUCUCAGCCCUCACAGCGAUGAAGUCUACCUCUAUGCCGACGUCAAAGCUCCUCGAAUGGCUGGAACUGUUGCGAGGAUAUUCGUUUGGUUUCUGGAGAUGAAGAUCAUCGGCGAUGUGUUGCUGUAUUUCCUGAAGAAGAACAAUCGAAUUCAGAAGCUUGUUUCAUUUGCAGUAUUGGAUGAAUCACCUUUAUAUGUUCCUUUUCAGCCUUAUGAAGAUGUUAAACAAUGUGAAGAAUCAAAAUGCUUAGACUCAGGUUUGACUCCAGCAGAACAAGUUCAACAGGCUAAGGAAUGUUUACAGUUUUUAGACAAAAGUUUGGAUGAAAGUUUUCACCGUUGGACAAUAAUGGAUUAUUCAAGAGCAUAUAAAUCGCAAAAAAUAACCCCUCUCAUGGUUGCAGAGCGGUUGGUAUCAGCAGUCAUGCAAUCUUCUGCUCCAGGGACGGAUAUGUCAUUUUUCAUUAAUUAUGAAUCUCGUGAUAUUCUAAAGCAAGCUACUGAGUCAACUCUUCGGUAUGAGAGAGGUGAACCGAUUUCAAUACUAGAUGGAGUCCCGAUUGCUGUUAAAGACGAAAUAGAUUGUAUGCCAUAUCCAACAACAGGGGGUUCAAAGUGGUUGCAUAAGGUAAGACCUUGCAAAGAAGAUGCUUGUUGUGUUAAGCGACUCAGAUCAUGUGGUGCCAUUCUUGUGGGAAAAACAAAUAUGCAUGAGCUCGGGGCAGGAACCAGUGGAAUCAACCCACAUUAUGGGACAACCCGGAAUCCAUAUGAUCCGAACAGAAUCUCUGGUGGUUCAUCUAGUGGAUCUGCUGCUGUUGUUUGUGCAGGGCUAUGCCCUGUAGCCCUUGGUGUUGAUGGGGGAGGAUCGGUGAGAAUGCCGGCUGCUCUCUGUGGUGUUGUUGGUUUAAAACCAUCUUUUGGUCGCAUACCAUACUCUGGGGUUAUCCCUUGGAACUGGACAGUUGGAAUGGUUGGGAUACUAGCGGGCACAGUUGAGGAUUCGUUGAUCGUUUAUGCUGCAGUGAGCGGAGGAGCUGAAGCACAACAACCAACUAUGAAUCAGCAGCCUAAACUAUACCUCCCCAUGCUAAAGCCUUCUAACCAGAUGUCCAUCAAGCUCGCAAAAUCUAAAGAGUGGUUUAAUGACUGCAGUGAUGACAUCAGAAUAUGCUGUUUAACUGCUCUAGAUAAUCUCUAUAAAUGCUACGGAUGGCAGACUGUGGAAGUGACUAUACCAGAUAUAGAGGCGAUGCGUUUGGCACAUUAUGUAACUAUAGGUUCAGAAUGUGCAGCUUCUUUUGCUCAUUAUUUGGAAAAAUUUGAUAAGUCAGAAUCUGGAUCUGAUGUAAGAGUAGCACUUUCUGUAUACGGAGCUUUCAGUAGUAGGGAUUACUUACAAGCACAACGCAUAAGGAAUCGUCAAAUGAAGAUUCAUGAAAAGAUAUUUGGUAUGGCUGAUGUCAUCGUUACACCUACAGUCGGCAUAACAGCAUAUGAAAUAAAGGAUGAUGUUAAGAAAACCGGUGAACUCGACUACGUCAAUGGAGCUUCACUCGUUCGAUAUUCUAUAGCUGGAAACUUUCUAGGACUUCCAGCUGUCACUGUGCCGAUUGGAUAUGACAAACUUGGAUUGCCCAUUGGCAUUCAAUUUAUUGGAAAACAUUGGUCUGAAGAUAUGUUGAUACAGAUAGCCUAUGCAAUGGAGGCAUUGUGCAAGGCAGAAUACAAAAAGCCAAAGGUUUACUAUGAUCUACUAACUGAGAUCUAACCAAAUUACAAAAAUUACCUAAUCACAGAAUUUAAAAAAAAAAAUAGAUGAAUAAUAACAACUUAUAUAUUUCC
Molecule: messenger RNA, 1929 nt
Organism: Lactuca sativa (garden lettuce)
Lineage: Eukaryota; Viridiplantae; Streptophyta; Magnoliopsida; Asterales; Asteraceae
Product: fatty acid amide hydrolase
Molecular function (GO): catalytic activity
Source: RefSeq, a predicted model, not a curated record